This is a messenger RNA of Nannospalax galili (Upper Galilee mountains blind mole rat), 1620 nucleotides long. Its product is annotated as serine/threonine-protein kinase ICK-like. The record is from RefSeq and is a predicted model, not a curated record. NCBI's taxonomy places the organism in Eukaryota, Metazoa, Chordata, Mammalia, Rodentia, Spalacidae. Gene Ontology annotation, biological process: protein phosphorylation; intracellular signal transduction; cilium assembly. Gene Ontology annotation, molecular function: ATP binding; protein serine/threonine kinase activity. Gene Ontology annotation, cellular component: cilium; nucleus; cytoplasm.
AGAAAUAAGUUGUUUCCUGAGUCUUCUAUAAGGAAUAUAAUGUAUCAGAUAUUACAAGGACUUGCAUUUAUUCACAAACACGGCUUCUUCCACUGGGACUUAAAGCCUGAAAACCUCCUCUGCAUGGGACCAGAACUUGUGAAGAUUGCAGACUUUGGGUUGGCCCGAGAAAUCUGAUCAAGACCUCCAUACACAGACUAUGUAUCUACUCAAUGGUAUAGGGCUCCAGAAGUGCUCCUGAGGUCCACCAACUACAGUUCCCCCAUUGAUGUCUGGGCUGUGGGCUGCAUCAUGGCAGAGGUGUACACCCUCCGGCUGCUCUUCCCUGGGGCCAAUGAGAUUGACACAAUUUUCAAAAUUUGCCAAGUGUCGGGAACACCAAAAAAGACUGACUGGCCUGAAGGCUACCAGCUAUCAAGUGCUAUGAACUUCCUUUGGCCCCAGUGCAUUCCCAGUAACUUAAAGACCUUGAUUCCAAAUGCUAGCAGUGAAGCAAUUCAGCUCCUGAGAGACAUGCUUCAGUGGGAUCCCAAGAAACGACCAACAGCUAGUCAGGCACUUCGGUACCCUUACUUCCAGGUUGGACACCCACUGGGCAGUACCACACAGAACCUUCAGGAUUCAGGAAAGCCAGAGAAAGAUGUCCUGAGAAAGGCAGGCCCACCUCCUCAUAUCAAGCCAGCCCCUCCUGCCCAGCCCCCAACCAAGACACAUACACUGGUAUCUUCACGACCACAUCAAACCAGUCAGCCUCCUCCACAUCUUGUGUACCCCUAUAAAGCUGAAGCUUCCAGGGCAGAUCAGCUGACCCAUCUUCAGGAGGACAAGCCAAGCCCACUCUUCCCAUCCCUCCACAACAGGAAUCCUCAGCCCAAAAUCCUAGCUGGCCCGGAACACAAAAACGGUGAGACCAAGCCAAAGAGUAGGAGAAGGUGGGGUCUGAUUUCCCGGUCAACGAGGGGGUCUGAUGAUUGGGCUGAUUUAGAUGACUUGGACUUCAGUCCAGCCCUGACCAGAAUAGAUGUAAAAACCAAGAAGAGACAGAGCGAUGACACUUUCCUCAGAUUUGAAAUUGUCUUGGAUCUGAAGCCAUCCGAGCCUGUGGUUACGAGAGCUAGUGUCUCCACCCAGGCUUCCUGCCAGAGGGGAGACACGCCAACCCUGCGGUCUGUGGCGAAGCAGCACUACCUGAAGCACGCUUGAUACUUGCCUGGUAUAAAUAUAAGAAAUGGCAUACUUCCAAAUCCCAGCAAGGACUUUAUUCCAUCAAAUCCAUGGUUCAGUUCUGGUUUGUCUGGAAAAUCUUCAGGGACAGUAUCUGUAAUCAGCAAAAUAAAUUCAGUUGGGUCUGGCUCUACAAGUUCUAGCCGACUGACUGGAAGCUAUAUCCCUUCCUUUUUGAAAAAAGAAAUUGGUUCUGUUAUGCAGAGGAUACACCUGGCACCUAUUCCAGACCCUGCCCCUGGUUACUCUUCCCUGAAGGCUGUGAGACCUCAUCCUGGGCGGCCUUUUUUCCACACCCAGCCUAGAAGCACUCCUGGGCUGAUUGAACGGCCUCCAGCUGCCCACUCCGUGCACAGCAGGACGGACUGGGCCUCCAAGUACCCAUCCUAUCGGUGA